AUGCAUUUAGCGUUUUUUCUGUUGUUAUUUAAUUACGUUCGAUGCUUUGAAUAUGUUGAAUUGAAAACGCGAAUUGGUGUAGUGCGGGGACAUAGAAACAAUUAUGGCGCUGAAUUUUUAGGUAUACCAUACGCUAAAGUCGAUGACGGACGUCCAUUUGGGAAUUCACUUCCCUAUCCAUACUUCGAGGCACCUUUUGAAGCUUCCAACCCAUCAACAAGAUGUCCGCAAGUUGGCCGCGUCAUCGGGGGUACGCAACAAUGCCUCACCCUCAAUAUAUACGUGCCCGAAAAUGCCAAUGCCACUCAAACUGUGCCGGUUUUCGUUUGGUUCCACGGUGGAGGUUUCAAAAUCGGAAGCGCUGGCGAAUACGGUGGCAAACAUCUCACCCAACACGGUAUUAUCGUGGUCACAGUCAAUUACCGACUCGGGCCGUAUGGCUUUCUCUGUUUGGACGAAGAAGUUCCAGGUAACCAAGGCUUGAAAGACCAGGUAACCGCCUUGAAAUGGGUCCAAGCUAACAUUGGCGAUUUUGGAGGUGAUAAGAGUAAAGUGACGAUUGGAGGUCAGAGUUACGGAGGAGGAGCCGUCGACCUCCACAUGUACUCAUCAGAUGUUAAGCUGUUUGAUAAAGUAAUCAUACAGAGCGGCUCGAUGUAUGCCGAAGGGGCGUUUGUCAAAAGUGAUUUGAACGCAGCGAUUAAACUAUCAGGGCAAUUGGGAUGCUCCACCAAUAAUACCAAAGACGCCCUGAAAUGUCUGGCCACAAGAGACAGUCUAACAGUUGUGAAAGCUGCCAAAGAUAUCGGUUUGAAGCUAGGAGCGUGUAAAGAAAAAACUAUGAACGGUUCCGAGAAUUUCAUAACUCAAGACCCGUUCCAUUUGGAUUUCGUAAAACGUGACGACAUAGCCGUUUUGAUAGGUCACAAUAGUAAUGAAAACUUCGCGAGAUUCGCUAACCAAUCUGAAGAGUUUUAUGAGCGACUGGCGAAUGUGUUCCGAGAGAAAUUCGUAAAUAAUUUCGUGCUAAGCGAGAACGAUCUAGAUCAGCUAUCUAACAAUACUCAAGCCUUUUAUUUAGGCAAGAAUGGUAGUCUGACCGCCAAGGAGCUAAAAGAAUUUAAUGUACAACUAAGCGAUUUCAGUUCGGAUUUCAUGUUGAACUACCCAGUCGAAUGGUCAAUUAAGAACUACCUCCGAAAAGGGCUGAAGAAGAUUUACAAGUAUGUAUUUUCGUAUACUGGCGGAAGUCCCUUCAAGGACGUGCCUGGUGUGGGGGCUUAUCACACCGAAGAGCUCCAAUAUUUAUUCGAAACGGAACAACAAGGCAAUUCUGAUGAGCAACAGUUACUUAGGAAAAGAAUGACUAGUAUGUGGGCCAACUUCGUGAAGUUCGGAAAUCCAACACCAAGUCGAACCGAUCUACUGCCAGUGGCCUGGGUGCCUGUAACCGAAAGUACUCAACCGUAUCUCAACAUAGACGUAGAGAUGAAAAUGCUGGACAAUCUGUUCGAAUCUAGAAUGAAAUAUUGGGCAGAUUUCUGGAGCCAGCAUUGGAUGAAAAAUAUAAUCCUUUCGUAG
Messenger RNA from Bombyx mori (domestic silkworm), 1581 nucleotides. RefSeq names its product antennal esterase. The record is from RefSeq and is marked provisional. The transcript is spliced from 3 exons. Bases 1 to 1581 code for a protein of 526 amino acids. NCBI's taxonomy places the organism in Eukaryota, Metazoa, Arthropoda, Insecta, Lepidoptera, Bombycidae.